Phaethon lepturus (White-tailed tropicbird) is the source of this 735-nucleotide messenger RNA. RefSeq names its product dual specificity phosphatase 1 (gene DUSP1). Gene Ontology annotation, biological process: protein dephosphorylation; endoderm formation; negative regulation of p38MAPK cascade. The record is from RefSeq and is a predicted model, not a curated record. The annotation marks the transcript as partial. Gene Ontology annotation, molecular function: MAP kinase tyrosine/serine/threonine phosphatase activity; protein tyrosine/threonine phosphatase activity. NCBI's taxonomy places the organism in Eukaryota, Metazoa, Chordata, Aves, Phaethontiformes, Phaethontidae. Gene Ontology annotation, cellular component: nucleus; cytoplasm. The transcript has 2 exons.
GGCGGGCCGGUGGAAAUCCUGCCGUUCCUCUACUUGGGCAGCGCUUACCAUGCCUCCCGAAAAGACAUGCUGGAUGCCCUGGGGAUCACGGCGUUGAUCAAUGUCUCGGCGAACUGCCCCAACCACUUCGAAGGGCACUACCAGUAUAAAAGUAUUCCCGUCGAGGACAACCACAAGGCCGACAUCAGCUCCUGGUUUAACGAGGCGAUUGAUUUCAUAGACUCUGUUAAAAAUGAUGGAGGAAGGGUAUUUGUGCACUGCCAGGCUGGCAUUUCCCGGUCAGCAACCAUCUGCCUUGCUUAUCUCAUGAGGACCAACAGAGUCAAACUGGAUGAAGCCUUUGAGUUUGUGAAGCAGAGGAGAAGCAUCAUCUCCCCAAACUUCAGCUUCAUGGGGCAGCUGCUUCAGUUUGAGUCACAGGUCCUUGCCCCCAACUGCUCAGCAGAAGCUGGUAGCCCUGCUAUGUCUGUGUUGGACAGAGGAGCAUCGACCACCACAGUCUUUAACUUUCCAGUCUCCAUCCCUGUUCACACCUCGUCCAGUGCUUUAAGCUAUCUUCAGAGCCCCAUCACUACUUCCCCAAGCUGCUGAAAAGCAGGUGAAAAUAUGGUCAGAACUCAGGCUUAUUGUCUCAGAAGUGCAAUAACUAUGAGGACAGUGUCAUCAGUCACUCGUGUUUUGUGAGGAACCAUCCAUGCAUCCCAGAAUGGUGUCAUAAACGGAGAGGAGCUCACC